AUGCCCCCGCGCUUCCUUGAAAUCCCAUCACAGGGCAACCGCCGUCCCGCCCGGCUAGGCUAUGACAUGGCGGCUGCCACCCCGGCCCCCUGUGCAGAGCGUGUGCCCCGAGGCCGGCUGCUGGAAUUGGCCUGCGCUCGGCGCUGUGAGGUGCCCGACGCCACCCAGCGAGGCUGCGGCCCCACUGAGCGCCUGGCCCCGAGCUCGCCGCGGGAGGGAGGGUCGCGGCGGGGCCUGGGAGCCCGAGCCCAGGAAUGCAGCCGCCGGGCGGGGAGCGGGGGCUGCGCGGCCCCUCCCCGGCCGCCCCUCCUCCGGGGCCGGUCCCGGCCGGGGCUGCAGGUGGAGGAGCCGGCGGGAGCCAUGGGAGGCGGCUCGGCGCUGCGGCUGCUGCUGCUCGGCUGCGGGGUGCUGAGCCUGGGGCAGAUCCUGCUGCGCUCCGGCCGCCCGGGGGACGCGCCGGGGCCCUUCACCAUCAUCACCAUCCGCGGGGGGCCCGCCCCGGGCAGCGCCGCCCCCCGCCACGAGGGGACGGCAGCCCCGGCCGGGGGGCCAGGCGGGCGCAGCCCGGGCUCCCUGCAGCGCUACCAGGAUGAGAACGAGAACCUCGGCCCGCCCAAAACCCAUCAGGAGGUGGCCCUGCAGCCCUGGGCUGGGAGUAGCCAGUCCCUCCGAAGCGAAGCCGAGCGGUUCCUUACGUACAUCAGCACCCCCCAGCUGCCCUGCUCCCGAGCUCUGAGCCAGGCUGGUCUCCAGGCUUUCACAGCCAGCACUGCCGGGGCGUGGCGAGUGUGCCUAGAUCACAUGCCCACUGGGUCGCUGAAGCUGCAGCAGGAGAGGUGCCUGGUUUAUACCUUCAGCAUGGUCAAAAGGGGCUUUGAGUUCAGCCAGCGAAUGAGUGAAAUGCAGUGCCAGGUGCACAGUUUUGGCCUGACCCCCUACAAGCAGACCGACCUCUGGCAGAAAGGACAGGUGCAGCACCAUGCACUGUGGCUGGACUGGCACGAGCGACGCCCAGUCACCUCCUCACAGAGACGGAGGAGCCGUGCCAAGAGGCUAAAUCAGAUCAUGGAGGACUUCGGCCACAAGAAGAUCGACGUGUUGGAGGCAGACUUGGCCAGUGCCGAGUGGAAGAUUUUGGAGAGUAUCCUCGUGGAUGGCACCGUGGCCGUAGUGCACCAGCUGAUCCUCACCAUCCACCUCCAUUGGCCCGGCUUUGAGGUCAGUGGGAGCGAGGCAGCCGUGGUGCGAUACUGGUACAGCCUGCUGAAGGCGCUAGAGGCCAGAGGCUUUCGGCUCUUCCAUAGCUUCAAGGACCUGCAGAAGCCGCAGCUCUUCCUGCACAAAGAACUCUUCAAUGCCAGCAGCUCCUACACCCUGAGCUGGGUCAACACGUCCUGGAUGUACUGAAAGGGGGCACAACAGUUUGUGAGGAUGGGGCUGGGUAUUUUCAAACCUGGCUCCUGGCCGAGCUCGGAAUGGGUGUGCUUGUUAGGUCCCAGCUGGCCACAACACACCCCGGGUGGAAUCUGUAUUUCUGCUGCAUCCCAGGGAUGGAUGAUGCAGCCAAAGGGGUUCUGAAGAUGAACCCAGGAUGCGCUAACUGAGGUCCAAGGCCUGUGACUCUGGCGGCAAAGGCUACUCAGAUGGAUGCUUCAACGGGGCCUAAAAACCAGUUUGAGACUCAAAGGUGCCGAGCUUCCAAAUACCUUGUCCCACAAGACCAUCUAACCACUGCUCUGGCCUUGAGCACACGCAAGAGCCUGAGUGUCCAGCUCUCGUCCUUCCUGAUGAAGCAAGGAGCGUGCCGGGCACCCAGACCUGGCAGUGCAGGCAAUAAGAAGCUGAGCUGAUGCCUCAUGGGAGAAGGUACAGCAGUGCUUCUGGCUGCUGUUUGUGUUGACCCCCCGCUUCCAAAAGCCACUGAAAUGGCCACAGCAGACCUGGGAAGGAAGGGAGAUGAAUUGCCAGUGCUCUGUUAUUGGGGGAGCCAUUCUAGCCUGGAUGCAUCAACAAGUGCGUUUGCCAAAUGGAAGCGAGAGGCACGGAAUCUGCAACUGUUGCAGGGACCGGCAACCUCUCGGCCUGGUGCUGUUAAGAUCAUCUGGGAUUUUCAGAGUAAAGGAGGUCGGUGCCCAGUUCACACUCGGAUUCAGUUAGACCUGGGCACCUAACUCCUGUUGGCGCCUUUCAGACUUCCAGCCAACAUCUAUAUUUAAUGAUGCAGAAACGUUCCACAAAGACUCAUCUGGCCCUGUGAGCACUGCUGCACCCACAUGCCGUCUACAAAGUGGGCUGGAGAUCCCAUGAGAGCUGGCUCUCUCUUGAGACAGCAACUCCUACAACUUGGGUUAGGCUGUCCUGACGACAUGCCCGUCUCAUUUUAUUUCAGUUCAUCUGUUUCUGUCCAGAACCAGGGAGUGCAAAUUUGUAAAUGAUUUUUAAAAACAAGGAGGGUGGGGGAGGAAGGCUAUUCACAUUUUUGGAAUUGCCAAAGUAAAGUUCAGCUUCGAAUUUUGGGCGAAGGUUUGGGUCUGUUUGCAUCCAGUUAUUUUGCUUCAUCCCUCCCAAGGCUCUGACCGCUAGCACCGAAUGGUGCUAUAAAAUGUCAUUAGAGCUGGUUCUGCUCGCAUUCUUUCGUGGUGGACAACACUAUUUUCUUUAGUCUUUUAUUUACACUUUAUUGCUCUUGGUUUUUUUGUAACUGCAAAUUCUGCUGGAGUGCGCAAAACCAUUUAGAUCUCGGCUGGCUGCAGAGAUACGCCUAAUCAUAGUCAUUAUCUGGUAGCAGGUAAUGGGCAUCUUUCCCAUGUUAAUUGCAGAACAGAAUAGAUGAGAGCAGGGCACUUCUGGGAAGGGAGCAUGCUCCUGGCCCCCCUUGCGGUUGGAACUCACUGCAUUUGUCCCAGGAAGUUGUGUACAGCAGAGUUCCUGCUUUGUGCUCUGACUUUCCUGCUGCCGUAGCAGGCCCCCCAGGUCACUCAGUCAUGUCGGUAUUAAAUACAUGAGGAUUUUUUUUGGUAUGUGUGACUAUAACUUCAGGAAACCGAGGCAUCUGGGUCACCCUAACCUCUCGGGAUGCUUGGCUGAUUUCAUUGGCACCGACCCCGAAAUCUGCUGUUAAAUAAUCAAGCCCGGGUGACCCUCGGCGCUGGAUGAUUGCGUGUGUCAGCUGCAGAAAGGAGGAGGGAAGGACAUCCACCACAGAGCCAUGAACUGCACAAAUUUUGCCCUGCCUAGCAAUGUAGAACCCUGCCAAGGACACCAUUGUACUCUAUGGACAGAGAGCCUUAUCACUACUGCAAUACAAAAAAAGCCUUGAAUAUGUUUUCUUGGCAGGUCUGUGGAGAAUAAGAUGAUCUCUCCAUCUAUUAAACUAUUGUGAGGCUCCACCAUAACUAGCACUAGUCCCCCGCCCCCUCUUCCCCCCAAUCACACACGCAGGGCCGUGUUCUGCUUGCUUCUCUAUUAGCAAUGCAAACAGGGCAUCUUCCUCCCCAGUCUCAGAAGCAAAUUGUCCUGCAGGAAAGAGACAGGUUUUCCUGCAGUGGGCAAGUUCCCAUUUCCUCCGGGUGUGCGGGAGAGGGUGUUGGGAGGAAGGGUGGUGUCUGUUCCCAGAUACCAUUAACUAGUGAGCAAAGGUUGCUGUGUCUCCAUGGAGACAAGACAGCAAGCGAGACUGUGUGUGUGUGGAUCUAAGGUUAGAGCUGAUUAGUAAAUGUCACCGUGUUCCUGUAACUGCCCUCCACCAGCACUGGCUCGGGUCCCUGUUGGGAGAAAAACCACAGCCAGCUAUGGGGGGGGAGAAAGAGAAGAAAGGGCUGCUCCUGCACCUCCAUUCCAAAGCUAAGCGCUUAAGAAUUAAAGAGAAAACUUGCUGACACCUUAA
Molecule: messenger RNA, 3886 nt
Organism: Caretta caretta (loggerhead turtle)
Lineage: Eukaryota; Metazoa; Chordata; Testudines; Cheloniidae
Product: putative methyltransferase-like protein 24
Source: RefSeq, a predicted model, not a curated record